Molecule: messenger RNA, 399 nt
Organism: Hydractinia symbiolongicarpus
Lineage: Eukaryota; Metazoa; Cnidaria; Hydrozoa; Anthoathecata; Hydractiniidae
Product: protein FAM133A-like
Exons: 1
Coding region: 1-399 (132 amino acids)
Source: RefSeq, a predicted model, not a curated record
AUGGAACAACAAGAUAAUAUUGUCAAUGAAGAGUCUAAUGUCACCGAGAGUUUUGAAUUAGAAGAACAAAAUAAUGAAACUGCUGGAGACUCUAAUAAGCCAGCAUGUGAGCCAGCUGGAGAAAACUCGUUUUACGAGCCAGCUAUGAGAGAGGAGGAGGAUGUAACUCCAAGGCGAAAGGUAAGGUCUUUCAAAAAGAAGUCCAAAAAAGGGAGGAAAAGAAAAAGAUCUCCAUCCUCCUCCUCGUCUUCUUCUUCAGAUAGCUCUUCAGAUGAAUCAGGAGAGGAAAACAAAAUGGUAAAACGAUUUAAGAUAGUUCCCAAAACAGAGGAACACAAGUGGAAACUCCCAACUGGGAUGGCAGAUUAUGCCAACCAGCAUUUUCAGAAUUAUAUAUAG